AAGACAGUUGAGGGACUGUCCAAACUUUGAAAACAAAUUUCACUUUUUCCAGUGUACUGUAAUGUACGUUGGAGUUGUAUUUGCCAGUUGGUCGAAGACAGAGCUGCUCUGAUAACGUAUUAUAAGCAUUUUCAAGUAAAAUAAAGCAAGCUGGCUUGUUUUCUUCCACUCAAAAUCGAUACUGCAGUGCCAGGGCAAUUCCUGAUCAUUGACGAUCUAUUAAAGCCGAUCUCUCUGUCCUAGUUGGUCUUCAUUCUGCUACUGGGCGAAAUGAAUAUGUAGGGAAAAUCUGUAUGAUUGACUGAGCUUACGACAUAAUACUGCCCUUUGUGACACAUUCACAGUGUUCUCCAGACACAGGAAGCAGUUACUUCUUGAAGGUCAAAUGUCCGACAGGGUGUCGGGUCAUGGCCCAGAGGAUAAUACAUCAGUGUCCUUUUCAACUAAGCUGCUAGAAAGUCCAUCAGUGAAAUCUUUCCUUGCUGGAGUCAUAAGCAGUACCAGUUCCUGUAUCCUCCUGCAGCCGUUAGACCUUGUCAAAACCCGCAUCCAGUCCGCUCGUUCUACACUACAUCGUCAAUCGGGGCCUGCCAAACCUUGUCGGAAGGGUCUGCUUGCUACCACAGUUGAUGUUGUCAAGAAUGAGAGAGUGUUUGGUCUCUGGCAAGGAUUAACACCAUCACUAGCGAGAACUGUGCCUGGUGUUGGUCUCUAUUUCCUGUCCUUACAUACCAUCCAGACAACAUUUGGAUGGCCUGAAUUAAAUGCUUCACAAGGGUUGUUUGUAGGUGCUCUUGCCAGGUGCAUUGUGGGUACUGCUUUACUACCUGUGACUGUUGUAAAGACAAGAUUUGAGAGCAAACAGUAUUUUUACAGAGGCAUUACUAGUGCACUCAGAAAUAUACACAAAGAGGAAGGAUAUAGAGGUCUGUACAGCGGGCUGUCAGCUACUCUACUACGUGAUGCUCCCUUCUCUGGACUAUACCUGGCUUUCUACUCCCAAGCCAAGCUACUUGUACAUUCAGCCUCCAGUCAGAUGACAAUUCCUGUUCACUUUGCGUGUGGUGUAGCCGCCGGUAUUCUUGCCUCCUCCGUCACUCAACCUUUUGAUCUUGUCAAGACACACAUGCAGUUGAAUCCAUCCAAGUACCCUGGCUUUACAUCUACUUUCAAAUACAUUGUCAAGAACCAAGGUGUGACGGGUUUGUUUUCUGGUAUGGUCCCGCGAUGCAUCAGAAGAACACUAAUGGCUGCGUUAACAUGGACAGUCUAUGAAGAGAUGAAGGUCAGGCUGCAUCUGAAGUAAGAUAUCUACGAAAGAAAUUUCUAUGAAUUAGCGCUGAAAUUAUUUUCUUCUUUGAUAACUUUUAAACUUGUGAAAAAGUAUGGUGAUCAAAAGAAAUGUACAUGUAUACUAUAUUGGAGCAUGUUAUUGGAUCCUUUGAGUGCCUGCAGUUUGUUGACUGUCAAACAUGCCAAAGUAGCAUCAUCAGCUGUGACAAAUUCAAGUUAUUUGUGAGGGUAUUGUAAUUUAUCUUCAGUUUAUUACUCUGUUUCAGCUUAUGCUGAUGCCAUCAUGCUACAGUAUUAAACAACUUUGCAUAUGUCACUUGUGUAUUGCACGAUUGCAUGCAUACCAAAGGAUUCCCAAUAAAGCAUAGUGAAACAUGCUAACUGAACCGAAACACAGAGGCUUGUGAGAGUUGCUUCCAAGUUUAACAAGUAUAACAUGUAAUUAUCGCAACCAAGUGUAGGGGAAAGUUGCCUAUGUCUAGAGCUUGUUUGCUGCGCUUAUACAUGUACAUGAUUAACCUCGCUUGUGCUUGUUCUUAUUUGUUUAUAUUUUAUCAGUUACACAAGCUAUUACAUAAAGCAACGUUAACUCCUGCUUGCUCGUUCACUUUGAGUACGAGCUAGUUGCCAUCAUGAUUUGCAAUACUGGUGUGAUAACUAAUCUUAGAUAUGCUGCAUAUUAGAAAGGUUGGCAGAGUACAAAAUGCAGUAGAUUAUUCAAAGGUGUGAGACCAGGUGCCUGUUGCAUAAAACUUUUUACCUGAGAAAACUCUGGUAAAAAUUGAAAACUAAGGUUAGUCUGAUUUCUGCCAUU
This is a messenger RNA of Lytechinus variegatus (green sea urchin), 2107 nucleotides long. RefSeq names its product mitochondrial glycine transporter B-like (gene slc25a38). Bases 386 to 1306 code for a protein of 306 amino acids. Gene Ontology annotation, molecular function: glycine transmembrane transporter activity. Gene Ontology annotation, cellular component: mitochondrion; mitochondrial inner membrane. The record is from RefSeq and is a predicted model, not a curated record. The transcript has 10 exons. NCBI's taxonomy places the organism in Eukaryota, Metazoa, Echinodermata, Echinoidea, Temnopleuroida, Toxopneustidae. Gene Ontology annotation, biological process: glycine import into mitochondrion.